Epinephelus lanceolatus (giant grouper) is the source of this 1114-nucleotide messenger RNA. The record is from RefSeq and is a predicted model, not a curated record. Lineage: Eukaryota; Metazoa; Chordata; Actinopteri; Perciformes; Serranidae.
UAUGGCGAGGAGUGUCCACAAAGCUGAGUUCACAGUGGAUCUUGAAGGUAUAGACACUGAAAUGACUGCUGCAGUGCCUGAGAGAAAACUGUACAGAGCGGUUGCUGUGAGCUUUGGACUGCUGUGUAUCCUUCAAGCUGCUCUCAACGUUUCCCUGCGUCUUGCUCUCUGCAGUUCUGAUGACGAGACACAAGACUUUGAGACCAUUUGCAAGAACGUGACUGAAGAGAGAGACGAGCUGAAGAGGAAGCUGAUUCAAAUCACAGGUGAUCACUACUCCCAACUAGGAUGGAAGUAUUUCAGUGGUAGUUUCUACUACAUUUCCUCAGACAUGAAAACCUGGAAGGACAGUAGAGACGACUGUGUGCAAAGAGGUGCAGACCUGAUUAUUAUCAACAGCAGAGAAGAACAGAUGUUUACUGCAGGUUUCCAGACAGUCCUGUGGAUUGGACUGACUGACAGAGAAACAGAGGGGACAUGGAAAUGGGUGGAUGGGACACCGCUGACUACAAGCUACUGGACCUACCAUGAGCCAAAUGGUGCUCCAGACAGAGACGAAGACUGUGCCGAAAUUAAGGACUUUUAUUUAAUUAACAGCUGGAAUGAUGAACCAUGUGACGCCCAAAAAUUCUGGAUCUGUGAGAAGACAUUGCCUCUAUAACUCAAUAUAUAAUCCCACAUGACAGCCACAUAACACAGUGCUAACAUAAUGCUAAGCAAGCUGCUGUAUGAAAAGAGUCUCAAUAACGAGACAUAAAUAUCCAGCUUGGUUCACUGCUUUGACUGUUAAUGAUGAAGACUGAACAUAUUAUUAAUGAAUGUCUGUAUGAAGCACCACGCAGUACGAUCUGACCUCGUGCUCAAGCUGCAUUAGGGGAACAUCUGAAUGGAAGUUACAUAGUGGACCGUUUUGCAGUUCACAGUUGACAUCCAAUGACAGUAUCUAGUGCCCACAGAGAAAGCAGAGUGCUCUUUAUGAAGCGAGGACUGGAGUCACAUCUUGUCAUGACUAAUGUUCACUUUUUAAAUAACUUUAAUCACAUCCCCUCAAUUUGUAUUUCUCACUUUUUAUGUUUUUGUGAUUGAUCAUUCGCUUUCAGAUCCUUUUUUCAGU